AUGGUGAACUUUUAUCGCCGGUUUUUCCCGAACUGUGCCGAUACCAUCCUACCUCUGACCAAUCUCCUCUCAGGUUCUAAACGCACCUUUGAACUUACAUCAGCCGCACUCACGUCAUUUGAGCAGGUAAAAGCCCUUCUGGCUGACGCCACCCUCCUGACUCACUUUCACGCUGAUGCACCCAUAUCUUUGAUGGUCGAUGCCUCCAAUGUUGCUGUUGGCGCGGUUCUUCAACAAAGUCUGCCGGAUUCUACCAUGCCUUUGGCUUUCUUCUCCAAGAAACUAUCCAAGGCCGAAACCCGCUACAGCACAUUCGGACGUGAACUUCUCGCCGCUUAUCUUGCCGUAAGGCACUUCCGGCAUUUACUCGAAGGUCGAGAGUUCACAAUUUUCACUGAUCAUAAGCCACUCACGUUUGCAAUACAUUCCCACUCUGACAAGAUAAGCCCCCGGGAGAUCCGUCACCUGGACUACUUUUCGCAGGUCACUUCAGACAUCCGCCAUAUUGACGGGUCGCGGAAUGAGGUGGCUGACGCACUCUCAAGGCCCUCUAUUGCUCAUCUUCAGCUUUCACCCGGGAUAGACCUCGCUGAGAUGGCCGCUGAACAACGCCGUGUCGGUCCACCCUGUGAUGAGGAUGUUUCCGGACUCCAACUUCAGGAACUACCACAGACAACUAGCAACGGCACCAUCUUAUGCGACGUAUCCACCCCUUCCCAUCGUCCAUUUGUACCACCAUCUCUCCGCCGCAAAGUUUUCUCCUCCCUGCACAAUCUCUCUCACCCUGGGAGUCGAGCAACCGACAAGCUGGUUUCCGACCGCUUCGUCUGGCCUGGUAUGCACAAGGACCUCACGACAUGGACACGGGCUUGCAUCGCCUGUCAACGGAGCAAGAUCCAGCGGCACAACAAAACUCCCAUUGGCACCUUCCCUACUCCGGACGCACGGUUCAGUCAUAUCCACCUGGACAUCGUAGGCCCCCUGCCUCUGUCCAAUGGCUGCUCCUAUCUCCUUACCUGCGUGGAUCGAUUCACCCAGUGGCCGGAAGCUAUUCCACUGCCUGAUGUCGCAGCUCCAACGGUCGUCAAGGCUUUCCUCAGUCGUUGGGUUGCCAUGUUUGGUGCUCCCUCCAUUAUCACGACUGACCGUGGUGCCCAAUUUGAGUCUAACCUCUUCCAGUCUUUACUCUCCUUUUUAGGCUGUACUCGCAUCCGCACUACAGCCUAUCAUCCGGCAGCCAACGGGAUGGUCGAGCGGUUUCACCGCCAGCUGAAGGCCUCCCUACGCGCCGCGGCCGAUCCGGAGAACUGGACAGACCACCUUCUCCUGGUCCUCUUGGGCAUCCGCUCCGCUCUGAAGCCGGACCUUGAUUGUUCCGCAGCUGAACUGGUGUUCGGCGCCACCGUCCGACUCCCCGGUGAGAUGAUCUUGCCAACCCCACAAGGUGCGGUUGAGGAUCUUAUCAACCUCCUGCAUCGCCUCCGGCAGUUUAUGCGGACACUUUCUCCGGUUCCGCGCAGGCCAUCCGUCUCGGAAUCUUACCUCGAGAAAGAUUUGGCGACAUGCUCUCACGUCUAUCUCCGAUGUGUUCGAGUCCGCCGGCCCCUGGAACCACCCUACGAUGGCCCCAUCCGAGUUAUCUCUCGGGGGACGAAGAACUUCCACAUACAACGCGGCAAUCGCGAGGAGGUCGUGAGCGUGGACCGUCUCAAAGCUGCCGUCCCGGACACUCCUUCGGAUGAGCCCUGUGGUCCCCUACCCCUGCUCCGCCUCCCCGACCCUCUAUCCCUCCGUCCCGUGUACCUCCUCUGCCCUCAUGUCCGCAACCCUCAACUCCAACUACUCCUUCAUCAACCAACAACACUGUAA
Molecule: messenger RNA, 1869 nt
Organism: Spirometra erinaceieuropaei
Lineage: Eukaryota; Metazoa; Platyhelminthes; Cestoda; Diphyllobothriidea; Diphyllobothriidae
Source: the annotation of a GenBank genome assembly